GAAGACGAGCGUCCUCUUACUAGUUUGGCGGUGGGAGGGGGAGGGGAGGAGAGAGAGAAAGAGAGAGGCUGAAACACUUACCUUAACCCUACGGCAACCCUGAGGCGGCGCCAGCCGAUCGGAACGCAUGGAAGAACAGGAGGAGGGCCUCCCGCCGCUAUCCGACGCGUCCUCCAGCUGGAAAUCCUCGGCCAACGGCGCCUCCAUCUCGAUCGCCUCCCUCCGCGACCUCUGCGUCGGGGAGGGCCUCGACUGGGGCCUGCCCGGCGGGAUCGGGGACGGAGUCCCGCCGGCGUUCGAUCUGCCGUCAUGGGUGACGGAGGAACCGAGAUCCAGCGACGCAGCCGCGGCACUGGCGGCGUCGAGCUCGAGCGACGAGCGUCCCGGCGGGAAGCCCGCCGAGAAAGCGAACACAAGUGCCGAAAGGGUGCAAAAGGGAACUCGUCAACCGAGGUUUGCAUUCAUGACCAAGUCUGAAGUGGAUCACCUGGAAGAUGGCUAUCGGUGGAGAAAGUACGGACAGAAAGUCGUCAAGAACAGCCCAUUUCCGAGGAGCUACUACCGGUGCACACACAGCAAGUGCAAUGUAAAGAAGAGAGUCGAGCGCUGUUCGCAAGAUCCCAGCAUCGUCAUCACCACCUACGAAGGCCAACACUGUCACCACACCGUCUCCGCCUCCCCUCGCACCGACGCGUCGCCAUCUCAACAGCUUGCCUCAUCGGCACCGCAGAUUUGUCUGCCGGCGAUGCAGUUCCAUCGGAACCCUCCCGUGCUUCCUGUCAUCCGUCCAGGCCAAGUAAUCGGUCCACGGUACGAGGAGCGAACGUCGAUGGCGAUGGAGAGAACCUCGCCGGCUCCCACGGACGAAGGCCUGCUGGAUGACGUCGUGCCAUCUGGAAUGAGAAGGACAUGACGAAAGUAAUCUGGUUCCUCGGAAGAAAUCGAAGCAUGGAAAUAUAUAUAUUCAUCUACGUGGCUCCUCUUUCGGUUAUUAGACUUACUAAUCAUUUGUAGCUCUUCUCAUUUAAUUUCUAGAUCUUCUUCUGUUGUUGUAAGAGUUCAUGUCGGAGAAAAAGAGAACUCAUAGCUAUUCAUGGGAAGAACGAGAUCUCAA
Molecule: messenger RNA, 1114 nt
Organism: Musa acuminata subsp. malaccensis (wild Malaysian banana)
Lineage: Eukaryota; Viridiplantae; Streptophyta; Magnoliopsida; Zingiberales; Musaceae
Product: probable WRKY transcription factor 57
Biological process (GO): regulation of DNA-templated transcription
Molecular function (GO): sequence-specific DNA binding; DNA-binding transcription factor activity
Source: RefSeq, a predicted model, not a curated record